AUGGAGGCAGUGGCCGAUGCGGCGGCCCGCAACGCCUUGUUCCAACGCCUUAAACCAUGUUGUGUUGAGAUCAGUCGGCUCGCAAUUCAGGAGGACCAUGCCUCAGUAACUCGCGAGCUGCAGACUCUUACUGCCACGCUCUUGGACAUCUUGCACUCGUCAUCUCCCGACUUAGACGACAAGCUGGCUGGAUAUGUCUUCUUCCCAUUGUCUCAUAUAUUUCGUCAAAUAGACAGCUUCCCGAUGACUGUUGUGGAAAACUGUGUUGUUUGUCUACGAGUUCUCAUCACAUACGGCUGGCGGACAAGAAUAUCACCCGCCCUCGUCCAGCAAAUAUUCACCCUUCUCAUCUUCCUCAUCGACGGUGUACCUGGGUCAGAUCAAGAUCAGAUAAAACCCGAGGAGUUAAUAUUAGAGUCGUUCCGAACAUUGACUGCUCUGCUCGAUGCAGCCGCGGGAUCCGCACAAGCUGACGCCGGUCUGGCAGCGCCCGCGGCAAUCCCGCAGCUAGGCCAGGGUGUCACAACGAUGCUAGACGCUAUUGCAGACGGCGUCACUCCAGCGAUCCAGGAAGAGGCUCUUAGGUCCCUUAUUGCAUUCUAUCAAGCGAUCAGAGAUCAUGGCGCGUUGGCCACUUUCCUACCAGGCACAUUGUCAAAUCUUGCCAAGGUCCUCCAUACUCCAGCGCGAUACAGAUCCUCAGUACUUGCGGGUUGCCUGAAUGCUGUGAGAAUAGUACUGACAAGAACGCUUGGUGACUUGCGCACACGAUUGAUUCUUGCACAGAAGGAUCAUGAAGGGGCCGAGAAGGAAGAAGAUAAGAACAAGGUGCUGGGACCGGCGUGGCUGAACGCCACGAUCGGACAAGUGAGAAACGCAUUGGCAACGAUGAUGAAACUACGUGCACAUGAAUCGGACGAGGUCAAGUCUGCACUCAAUCGACUGUGCAUUACACUGCUAGACGAGUGUCACGAGACUUUGUCCAACUGUUCGGCGCUGCUUGUGAAUACGGCCAUUAUACUGGAUGUAAGUGAUCACGACUCCAUCACUGAAACGAACCUGUCGCACAUAGCAGGGAUCUAUCCCGAACUGCUAGACGUGAUCAAGACGACAGUCUAUAACUGGAUGUCAAGUUUACCACGGCAUAUGCAGUCGGCAGACGAGGACGUCAAACGGAUCGCUAUUCACAACUUUGCCAAGGGCAUAGAGCUUUUGAGGAGCCUCAAUAUCGAAUCGAGCAUAAUAGGAAGCGCCCUACCAAACACAAUGUGCGAUACAAUUACCUCACUGCUCCAGGCUAGCAAAACAUCGAGCUCUGACAACGCCGCUCCAAUUCAGCUCUUGGAGACAUCUUCCAUGGCCAAGGCUGCCGGCAGGACGACUUAUCCUCCCGUGCUGCUUUCACAUAAUAGCCAACGAGGCUUGAACCUAGAACUCAUGUCUCUUCUGCGGGCUGUCAGCUCGACCCCUCAGACUGGCCCUUUGCUAGCUGAUAUGGUGGACUAUGCUAGAAAUGAUACAGGUGCCAGCCAAGUCGCUGCUUACUGGCUAUCGCUGGAGAUCAGCAAAGCCGCACAUGCCUCUACUGCCGAUGAAGAUGCCCUUCUCAAUUUCACCGACCGUUCCAGUGGUUCAGGCGAUGUUGAGUCCGCGUUCAGCGAUCUGUAUUCAUUCUCGGUUGAUAUUUUGGACUCCCACAGCGAUGCAUCGACAGUUGAUUGGCGCAUGGAGGCACUUGCUCUUGAAGUAGUCGCUUACGCGGCACAGAGAUCUGGCGAGUCUUUUAGACCCGAACUCAUCGACGUUUUGUUCCCCAUUGCAACAUUUAUGGGGUCGAAUGAUCCUCGGCUACAACAGCAUGCCGUGGCCACAUUGAAUAUCCUCGCAUCGGCGAGCAAGUACAAAUCCGUCUCGGACCUGAUAGUAGGCAACGUCGACUACAUGGUCAACUCCGUGGCACUGCGCCUGAACACGCUGGAUAUCUCGCCAGCCUCUGCACAGGUGCUCACGAUGAUGCUUCGUCUUGCAGGACCAUGUCUCCUUCCGUUUUUGGACGACGUUGUCGAAUCUAUUUUCGUCGCGCUGGACAAUUACCAUGGCUAUCCCGCGUUUGUGGAAAGCCUAUUCGACGUGCUUAAGGAGAUUGUCGAUCAAGGCGCCAAGACCGAAAGCACGCGCCUGCUUAAGGAUCACGAGAAGAAAGAAAUUCAUCACAAGAAACAGCAAGGCCAGCGAGAAGACCUGAACAGUCUAAUGGCCUUUCUAGAUAAACGCAGCGAGCGCAAGCAGCGCGACGAAGCAGAGGCGCGAAACAUGCGACCUCUGAAGGGUCAUCCACAGGCACCCUGGGGCGAGCCCGAAAAGAAGAGCGGCGAGGAACACAUGGACGAUGUGGGUGGAGAGCCACCCAGCGAAGAGAAGCCGCCGAGCUCGUCGACCUACCAGCUGCUGAGCCGCGUGGCCAGCCUGACGCAGCACUACCUGACGUCGCCGACGCCGAAGCUGCGCCGGUCGCUGCUCGGGCUCCUUCAGUCGGCCGUCUCCGUGCUCGCCGCUGAUGAGGACUCCUUUCUCCCGCUCGUAAAUGCGCUUUGGCCCGUCAUUGUCGGCCGGCUCCGGGACUCGGAGCCCUUCAUCGUCGUCGAGGCCUGCGCCACGCUCGCGGCGCUCUGCACCGCCGCAGGCGAUUUUCUCGGCUCGCGCUUCCAGACGGAGUGGCAGGACGGUCUACGUGACUUUUGCCGCCGAGCGAAGCGCAAUGCCGCCGCCGCCGCAACAGGAGCUGGUCAGUCCACGCACACCGAAAGCAGAUGGACAAAGGGCUCGGGAUCGUCAUCACUCGAUGUAGUGGUGCCGCUGCGUGUAGAGGCUGGUGCGCUCGCCGUACGCAACGCGACGCUGACGAGCCGGCCGGAGGAGGAGCAGCUGGCGGGGGGCAGUCUCGGACAGCACGCGUCGCCGGCGAGGAUCUGGAUGGCGGUGGUGAGGCUGCUAACGGCGGUGGUGGCCUACGUGCGCGUCGACGAGACCAUGUUUGAAGAUGUGCUGGAUCUGCUGGCGGACGUGUUGGACAGGAAUCCGGACGCCAAGGAGGCGCUGGAGGUGAUUAAUGCGGAUGCGGUGUGGCUUGCGCUGUAUGAACGGGGACGGGUGGCUUUGCGAGCGGCUCCGAUGGUCGACGGGGCGUCGUUUGUUGAGCUUAUCAGUAAGGCGUAA
Molecule: messenger RNA, 3216 nt
Organism: Beauveria bassiana ARSEF 2860
Lineage: Eukaryota; Fungi; Ascomycota; Sordariomycetes; Hypocreales; Cordycipitaceae
Product: HEAT repeat protein
Exons: 2
Coding region: 1-3216 (1071 amino acids)
Biological process (GO): chromatin remodeling
Cellular component (GO): cytoplasm
Source: RefSeq, a predicted model, not a curated record